Messenger RNA from Eremothecium gossypii ATCC 10895, 471 nucleotides. RefSeq names its product Jjj3p (gene JJJ3). The transcript has a single exon. Gene Ontology annotation, molecular function: metal ion binding. Gene Ontology annotation, biological process: protein histidyl modification to diphthamide. Bases 1 to 471 code for a protein of 156 amino acids. NCBI's taxonomy places the organism in Eukaryota, Fungi, Ascomycota, Saccharomycetes, Saccharomycetales, Saccharomycetaceae. The record is from RefSeq and is marked provisional.
AUGGACGGGAGCCACUACGACAUCCUAGGCAUCGCAGUGGAUGCUGAGCCGUUGGAGGUUCGCCAAGCAUACCGCCAGCGGUUGCUUGAGGCACACCCUGACAAGCAGGGUGGUGUAGAUAAGGGGGCUGUGACUCGUAUACAGCAGGCGUAUCGUGUCCUCUCGGACCCUACACAGAGGUCCGCAUACGAUGGAGAACUAGCGGUCCAAAUAGCCGCAACAGGUGUGCAUGGGCGCGCAGAUGCGCUAGACGAACAUUCGCUUGAUGAUUUUGAGUAUAACGAGCAACAGGGCGUCUUCACGAUGGCUUGUCCCCGCUGCUCGAGUGCAGAAGGAUUUGAGCUGCCGGAGCAGGCUCUAGAGGAAAACGCCACUGCGCGCCCGGGAGGAGGUAUGCAGGUGAUUGUACAGUGCGCAGCGUGCUCGCUGUGGCUCAAGGUGGACUUUGAUAUAGUGUAUACUAGUGAAUAA